Syngnathus typhle (broad-nosed pipefish) is the source of this 1943-nucleotide messenger RNA. It is a transcript of the gene uck2b, whose product is annotated as uridine-cytidine kinase 2b. The transcript has 7 exons. Gene Ontology annotation, cellular component: cytoplasm; cytosol. NCBI's taxonomy places the organism in Eukaryota, Metazoa, Chordata, Actinopteri, Syngnathiformes, Syngnathidae. Bases 58 to 846 code for a protein of 262 amino acids. Gene Ontology annotation, molecular function: ATP binding; kinase activity. The record is from RefSeq and is a predicted model, not a curated record.
GGGAGGAGCUCAGUGCGUGAUCUUCCAGCCCAGCGCUCUCGGCAGCACAUUGCAAGUAUGGCCGGCGACUCCGAAACACACCUCCGGGACCAGGGCGACCAUACCGACGUAAUACGACAACCUUUUCUCAUCGGUGUCUCCGGGGGCACCGCCAGCGGAAAGUCGUCCGUAUGCGGCAAGAUAAUGGAGCUGCUGGGCCAAAACAAGAUUGACCAUCACCAGAGGCAGGUGGCCAUCCUGAGCCAGGACAGUUUUUACAAGGUGCUGACCCCUGAGCAGCAAACCAAGGCGCUCAAGGGCCAGUUCAACUUUGACCAUCCAGAUGCCUUUGACAAUGAGCUGAUCAUGCAAACACUCAGGGAGAUCCUGGAAGGGAAAACGGUCCAGAUCCCAGUUUAUGACUUUGUCACUCAUUCCAGGAAGGACGAGUUUGUCACAGUGUAUCCGGCCGACGUGGUUCUCUUUGAGGGCAUCCUGAUGUUCUACUCUCAGGAGAUCCGAGACCUAUUCCAGAUGAAGCUGUUUGUCGACACGGACCCGGACACGCGCUUGUCUCGUAGAGUUUUGAGAGACAUCGGUGAGCGUGGGCGGGAGUUGGAACAAGUGCUGAGUCAGUACAUAACCUUUGUGAAACCAGCCUUCGAGGAGUUCUGCUUACCGACGAAGAAGUACGCCGACGUGAUCAUACCCCGCGGAGCAGAUAACCUCGUGGCCAUCAACUUGAUAGUACAGCACAUCCAAGACAUUCUCAACGGCGGCCCAAACAAGCGGCACAACGGCUGCGCCAACGGCCACGGCCCCCCGCGGCAACGACGGACGUCCGAGUCCAGCAGUCGGCCGCAUUGACCUCGCCGCACCUCUCUUCUCAAAGCGAAGAGGGGUGACGGGCCAGCGCUGUAAAUACUACGAAUAAUAACGAUGCCUUUUGGCGCCACUGUAUUUAAGACGAGUGAAAGCAGAAAAGAUUUGCGCCAAGAAUCAAAAGGCCUUUUUAUUAUCAUGACUCCUCCUUGCUAUGAGUUCCAUUCAUUCUAAUGAUUUGAAGUUUGGCAUUCACGUUUAUGGCGGGAGGGUCAAGAAGAAGCGCUUAGUCUCAUGAAGACCUUGAACUUGUAUGGACCCACGUUAUUUUUUUUUUUUUCUUGCAGGUUUAACUAUGGUUUCCAUGUGUCCCCCCUGUGGCUUUAUGAAAGUUCAUGCUGAUUAUGAAUAAAAGAGGGGAGAAGAUUUUUUUUUUUAUUUUAAUUUCUGAUAAAACUUGAACCUGAUCAAUGUUUGGAUGUGGGCUCCAAAACGAGGUUGGCUAAACUCAAAUUGCACUUUGUAUUUGUAUGACAAUCUUAGUAUUGUUUCUUUUCAGUGUUCCCCUGUCUUGUGAAGUGUGAUGUGUAAAAUCCACAGCAUUUGUUUACGCUGCCCUGUUACAUUCUUUUGCCGCAGCAGAAACGACGACCUUAGCGAAGGCUGAGUUCAUACCUCAUCGAUGGUGCCAAGAUUCAGGGUGAUAGCUUGCUAUGGCAGGGCUGUUACAUAAUUGGACAACUUUAAUUGGCUGCAAUAGGAACAAGAAUAACGUGUUGCAAAAUAAAGCUUGGUGGUUGUUUUUUUUGCAAAAUGAUAUUGCAGGCAGAGCAUGCUCAGGUUACUAAAAGGGUAAUUGAUGCAGCAGCAAUAGCUCACGUGGCUGCAAGCUACUGAAAUCCACCACAAUGCCUCCAUGAAGUUGCCUCAGGUUAAUAUGCACAUCAAGUAUCCACGUCACUUAGUUGGACUUCAGAUUACAAUGAAACAAUCCGUUUUUUUUCCCCCCCUUCCCUAUUCUAUAUUUAUUUUUUAUGAUCCAAUUAUGCUGAAUAAUGCCACUGGAUAAUACUUGAAAGACUUUUACAUGGUGACGUCAUCAAUCCUCAUUUCAUAACGGUCAAUAAACUGAGCUGACCAAG